UUGGGCCAUACAAUGUCGCAGCUUGGACAGUCCGCGCAGGGCCCUCCGGCGCCAGCACCAGCAUACUUUCAGGCGCUCCUCGAACGCGGCACAAAACGAACAAACAACGAUGAACCGCAGCUACAACUCGGCCUGCAAGACAUCGCCCGCAAGGUGCGCAACCUUGGGAAGGGCUUCACAGAUGCGCGUGCCCAUUAUCUGCUCUCCGCCUCGGGCGUCAACACCAGCCAAGCGCUUCGUGACCUGGACGAUCUGGUCGGUCCCCGAACCUCGCAGCCGCAACCAGCUGAGAUUCCUGUUGGAGGAGUGAAAGAGACGUUGGCACAAACAUAUCAGAGCGACUUCCAGAAGAUGGUGGAGAGCCAUAUCCAAAGGGCGCAUGAUGACUUUGAUCAGAUGAUUGAGGAACGACUGCAUGGUGUGGACUGGGAUGCGCAUCGCCAGAGAAUUUACGAGCACUUUGGACUGAAGCGGCCGCAAUCUCAGGACGAGCAGGCUACAGCUGGGGGAAGAUCGACAUUUGGACGGUCAUCAAGACGUGUCGGAAGGGCUUCGACAGCAGCCGGCCAGUCGAGCUUUGGGAUCUCAGGAAUGGCCAGGUCUGUCAUUGGAACUGCAGGUUCGCGUGGUGGAAGGAGCAGCGUAUUUGCCGAUGUCGCGGAUAAAGCACCUGCUGAGGGCUUCCGCCUAGCUCCAGAGGAUGGCAUCUUGCGUAAGAAGCAGGAGAAAUACUCGGACAAGGUGAAAGAUCUCAAUGUUGCUCGCUUGCAAGAGAAGGCCUACCCGCUCCUUACCAGAUUUGCGAAGGUUGAAGAAGAAUCCGAGGGCGAGGGCGACAAACUGCUGGUGUCUGCUUUCAAGGCACUUGUCUACAUGACAGGAGAGGAUGUCACGAAGGAGAACAUUUCCGAGCGUGGUGUGGUCCGCGAGCGACAAUAUGCUCAGGCAUAUCUCGAUGACAAUGAAAACUCCGCGGCCAACAUCGCCAUCCGCAAGCGCAUCAUCGAAGGAUCGCGCAAAUACUUGGAGGUCAUGUACCUCGAAAAGGUCGAGACGACAGUGAGCAAGAACCCCCGGGAAGCCAAUAUGGGAGGUGUUCCGACAGCUUUGGCCAGAGUGAAAGGCUUUGUCAGAGUCUGUGCCGCACGCAAAGAACUUGGCUCGGACCUUGAGGUACUCCAGGAGCUGAACGGAGACUACUGCUGGCCCAUCAUCUUCUACCUCCUCCGGUGUGGACUGUUCAACGAGGCGCUCCAGUACGUUGAUGACAACAUUGCAGCAUUCCGCCAGAUCGAUCGACAAUUCAUGCGCUAUCUCAAAGCAUACGUGGCCAGCGACGACCACCGAUUGCCGCCGGACCUUCAGACUGGAAUCAAUAACGAAUAUUCUCAACGAGUACGCUUAGCACCGGAAGACUCCAUCGAUCCCUACCGCAUGACAUGCUACAAGAUUAUCGGCCGUUGCGAUUUGGGCCGACGGAGCUUGGAAGGCAUUGCCAAUGACAUGAUGGACUGGUUAUGGUUGCAAUUCUCCCUGGCGCGAGAGUACAACCGAGUCGACGAGUUUGCUCAUGAAGCAUUCAGUCUCGCAGAGGUUCGUCAGUCCGUCAGGGAUGUUGGAGAGCGGUACUUUGGUCCUGGAAACGAGAUUGCCAACGCUCAAAGCACGCUCUUCUUCAUGCAAAUCCUCGCAGGCUUGUUCGAGAAAGCUGUCGCGGACCUAUACCCUCACAACUACCUGUCGGCCGUGCACUUUGCCAUUGGUCUCGACUACUACGGACUCCUUCGCGUGAGCGACAUCAAUAACAGCGAAGACCUGCUCACCUACACUACCCGCCAGCAAUCUCAAAUCGCAUUCGGCAGCAUGAUCGGGCUGUAUACUCGCGACUUCAGGACUGCGAACGCUACCGCCGCGGUAGACUACAUCACCCUAAUCUGCUUGAAUGCCGACUUGACUGGCGAACUUGGCAAGGCGCAACGUGAGCUCUGCCACCAAGCGCUCACUGAGGUGGUACUGGAGACUCGCGAGUUCGCGCAGCUCUUGGGCGACAUUCGUGCUGAUGGUCAGCGCAUCAAAGGCGCGAUCGAUCAGCGUCUCAGGCUGAUCAAGAUCGACAACGAGCGCGAGUUUCUUAAGCACAUCACGCUUGUGGCCGCGAGAACAGCAGACGAGCAGGGACGUACGACCGACGCUUCUUUGCUGUACCACUUGGCAGAAGACUACCAAAAGGUUUACCAGGUGGUCAAUGAUGCAGUGUCUCUUGCGCUUACUACCGAACUUGGCGAUCAGCCAGCGCGUUUGAUACCAUUGAAGCCACGCAAUACCGACGAUCAGAACAACCAGGACCAGAGCCAGAACCAGACAAGUCUCAGUCUGACCGCCAUCGAUGAUCCCGUGCAGCUUGCGAAGGAUAUCAAAUCAUUGUACAACAGCGACGCAAUGUACCUCAACCGCAUCGAUCGCAAAUACAGCGACUCUUGCGACGUUCUCCUAUUGCUAGCGAAGGCCCGACAGGCACUUGAAGCCGGGCAGUGGGCUUCUGUCGUCGAUGCCGUCGCUCUAUCAGACGUCAUCCCCACCGAAACCGGAGGCAACAUCUCCGCCAUCCGCAGCAAAGCGCAAGCCUUCGACAUGAUGCCCGUGCCCGUGGCUCGCACGAUCGGCCACGUCAUGGUUUGGACGGUCAUUGCGUGCAGCAAUCAGGUCGAGCGCCUGCGACAUCAGGAAUUCGAGACGGGAAUGCAGGCUCAGACGAUCGAACGUUGUGUGCAGACGGCAAAGGACGUCAUGGUCUUUGCGGGGUUGAUCAGAUACAAGUUGCCUGGAAGAGUCUGGGAGACGCUGGCUAGGGCUGGGCAGGACUUGGGAGCGUAUUGA
This is a messenger RNA of Zymoseptoria tritici IPO323, 2877 nucleotides long. RefSeq lists its product as uncharacterized. The coding region runs from base 13 to 2877 and encodes 954 amino acids. The transcript has 2 exons. The record is from RefSeq and is a predicted model, not a curated record. Gene Ontology annotation, molecular function: structural constituent of nuclear pore. Gene Ontology annotation, biological process: protein import into nucleus; poly(A)+ mRNA export from nucleus. NCBI's taxonomy places the organism in Eukaryota, Fungi, Ascomycota, Dothideomycetes, Mycosphaerellales, Mycosphaerellaceae. Gene Ontology annotation, cellular component: nuclear pore.